AUGUCACUGACUUCUGCGCUCCGUCCCGUCAACUUAACAUUUGGCGCAGGCUCGAAACCGGAGAAUGCGUUCACCAACAGCCAGCAGACGCGGCGAUUCCAACAUGAAACCAGCUACCUCAACCUGCACCGAACCCUCCUUCGCUUCCAGCAUCUGAUCCUUCUCAUUCCUUCGCCGUACUCUCACGGCUCCGCCGAGUUGACGCCUCUACAAAGACAGAUUCAAGCCGAACUCUGGUCUCCGCUGCCCUACCACCGCACGAAAUGGCUGCAUAACGUAGAAGGAGCGCGGACUCUGCUGUUACAGCUGGAGCGGAAGGCGCAAGCAUUAAGAGUCCAGCGAACGAAAUCAGAAGCUAUCAAGGACUUAGCGGAGAAAAGAGCCAUCAUAAAGAGACUGAAGAGCCGAAUUGAAGAGAUUGGGAGCGAGGUCGAACUGAUGGAUACUGAGUCCUGGAAGGCGCCUGUGGCAGAUGAUGAGGAGGGCGAGACUCUAUUUGAUCUGCUCCAAGAGCAGGCCCGUGGUCGUGGUGAGCAGGGAGACCAGGCCAGGCAGGACGACAUGCUACGAGAAGGAAAGCCAGUUGUACACGUGGAAGAAGAACCGGCAUCAGGAAGGCAGAAAAUACAAAAAGAUGAGCGAGAGGCACUGUUUGCUUCGUCUACGGUGCGGCGAAGAGGGAAAGAACAGCCAGAGUCGGCCACGAAAUCGGAGGCGCAGACGACGGGGUUCUCGAACAUACAAUCUACGGAGCGGUCCUUAUUGGAUUCGUCUCGGGCGCAGGAAGACAUCUCGUCGUCGAUGGUCAAUCUUGCGGUUCAGUUGAAGCAGCAAGCGCAGGCCAUGCAAUUUUCUCUGCAACAGGACAAAGGAAUCCUUGGACGAGCAUUGGAAGGGUUGGACGCCAGUGUCACCUCGAUGGAAGCGGCCAGCAAGAAUCUGGCCUUCUUGACGCGAAUGAGUGAAGGGGAGGGUUGGCUAGGAAGGAUGAAAUUAUAUGCCAUGAUAUUUGGCAUGUGGAUUUUUGCCUUUCUGUUGGUGUUUGUUGGUCCAAAGAUCAGGUUCUGA
Exophiala xenobiotica is the source of this 1068-nucleotide messenger RNA. RefSeq lists its product as uncharacterized. The transcript has a single exon. Gene Ontology annotation, cellular component: endoplasmic reticulum; SNARE complex. Gene Ontology annotation, biological process: retrograde vesicle-mediated transport, Golgi to endoplasmic reticulum. The record is from RefSeq and is a predicted model, not a curated record. Lineage: Eukaryota; Fungi; Ascomycota; Eurotiomycetes; Chaetothyriales; Herpotrichiellaceae. Gene Ontology annotation, molecular function: SNAP receptor activity. The coding region runs from base 1 to 1068 and encodes 355 amino acids.